GCGUUAUUUGUAACUUAUUUUGAACAUAAUCUUUCUGCCACUGUCUCUUAUGACCAAAAAGAGCUUCUGCAUAUCAGAGCAGUGAUUACUCUCCUCGUACUGGAUAAAGAUUUUUUCUUUAACGAGUCGGAUGUGAAUGAUUUACUUCAGACACCGGACAAGGCGCAAAUCCCUGUCGUUCGCAUGAAGAAGAGACGGAGAUACAGGGGUCGUAGGUCGGGGUGCCUUGUAAGAAUUCGAUGGUGAGUGGGUAACCCGCCUCUACCAUCAGUCCUACUAGCCAACGCUCAAUCAUUGGAUAAUAAACUGGAUGAGCUCCGAUCAAAACUAUCCUACCAACGAGACAUUAAAACUGUAAUAUCUUAUGUUUCACCGAGUUGUGGCUGAACAACGACAUGGAUAACAUACAGCUAGCUGGGUUUUCAGUGCAUCAGCAAGAUAGAACAGCUACCUCCGGACAAAGAUGCGACGACACAAGGUCUUUCUCUUUGGCGCAUUGGCCUUGUGUGUCCUCUACCUGCUGCAAUACUGCAAGGCCCUCCACCACAUGCUUAUGCUGACAGAGCUGUAUACCUCCUCCGUCAACCUCGAGGCCCUGGGCUUCCUCUGGAGAGGGAAUGUUCGCUCAGAGAUGAAGCCUCUACCUGGGUCUCGACCCUCCGACACGGGCCUGUGGGAACCAGGGGAUGACCGGGAGGACCAAGGGAAUGCGAAGGUGGGGAGACGGAUUGGGCAUGGCGGUGAGGACCAGUGGGGUAAGGAGCAGCCUGACUCAGGGAAUGUAAACAGAAUGACGGUCACUCUCCCAGACCCCAAAGGACCAUGGGGGGAACUUCACAAACGGAGCAUCCAUCUUCACGAUGACCCCACCUCGUUCUUUGUGCGCACCAAGUCUGGAGCAUAUUGCUUCAGAGAGGGAACGGAAAUUGCUUUUCUCAAAGACGACUCGGGACAAAGGGUCCAAGCAGCUCGAGAGGGCCAGCGUAAGAUCCUGCAUGCACAGCAAGAGGAACCCAAGUCAGCCCAGGGGAAAUCAGCCCGGGGGAAAAGGCUGGUGAAGUGUAUGUGUCGCCAAGGCUGGCACGGUCCUCACUGUGGCAUCCCCACCAUGGUGCAACACUCCAACCUUCCCAAUAAGGGAAGUCUGAUGCCCAGGAUGGUUCCGCGGAGGGUCAUCAAUGCCAUUAACAUCAACCACGAAUUUGACCUCCUCCACGCCCGCUUUCACGAGCUGGCCGACACUGUCGACCUCUUCCUGGUGUGUGAGUCAAACUUCACGGCCUAUGGAAAUUCCAAGCAGCUGCACUUCCUGCGCCUCCUGCUUAACGGAACCUACAACUAUAUACGCCACAAGAUCCUCUACGUCUUCCUUGAUCACUUCCCUAAAGGUGGCCAGCAGAACGGGUGGAUCGCUGACGACUACCUGCGGACGUUUUUAAGCUAUGACGGGAUGUCCAGGGUACAAGGCACCAGGCCGGAUGAUGUCUUCCUCAUCAACGAUGCAGAUGAGAUACCGGCCCGCGAGGGCAUCCUCUUCCUCAAACUCUACAAUGGUUGGACGGAACCUGUGUCCAUCCACAUGAGAAAGUCCCUUUAUGGUUUCUUCUGGAGGCAGCCCGGGACCCUGGACGUCCACUCCGCCUGCACUGUUGCCAUGCUUUUCGCCGUCUACAAUGGAGACGGGAUAUCACUGAGGCGCAGGGAUUACUUCUCCAUGCCGGGUUUCCGGAACUAUCAGAGGGAGAGUGGACGCAUCCUGGUGCAGUGGUCUAUUGGGAGCCCCGUCCACUAUGGAGGCUGGCACUGUUCCUGGUGCUUCAGACCAGAGGGAAUCUCCCACAAACUAAUCUCUGCACAGAAUGGAGACUUCCCCCGCUGGGGCGACUACGUGGAAAAACGAGAUCUGAACUACAUCAAGGGCUUGAUCCAGACUGGAGGAUGGUUUGAUGGCUCGGUGGGGGAGUACCCACCCACAGACCCUAAAGAGCCUAUGUACGCACCCAAAUAUCUAUUAAAGAACUUUCAGCUGUACAGCUACGUACUUGAGAACCCAUAUGCCUGAAUCUGGUAGAAAACCGGUGAGAAUUAUUUUCUCAUUGUUGAUUUCAAUGGAAGGAUUAUUAACUUCAAGGGGUGUUGUCUGAACACAACUAUGAAACCUCCACCUGCGAAUCUGAUUGAAGGGCAGGCCCUCCACUUCCUGUCUGAAGAAGAAGUAGCUAGUGGUUGAGAGGGGGUGUAAUGAGGGACAUCUGAGACUCAUUCUAUCCGAUUCUAUCCCUUUUCAAUCACAAUAUUUAAAUGAUAGUUUAACAAGUUUUGCGUUUCCAGAGACCUUUGUGCAGAAAGAGACCUGAAAAACGAUCAAUGCACUUUUCUGUGGGGGUGGUAAAACUGUGUUACUGUGCUGAAAUGGUUGUUCGAACAACAUAGGGAAAUAUAGUGGGAAAGGGAAAGUCGGUUUUAUAUUGUUUAAUACAUAUCCAUGUUUCCCUCACUAAUGUGGGCUUAUUUUAGCCGUCGCUUAAUUUGACUACACAACUUUCUCAUAGCCUUCUUGUAAACAGAUUGUUUAUGGUUUACAGGUGAAUAAAUGUGAGGCCAAAAAGCAUAUGUAAUUAGAACCAUGAAAUCAUGCCAAACAAUUAUCACAUUACUUUUAGACAUUUGUGUAAUUUGUAUUCAUUGUUCAUUGAGAGAGAAAAUUCUUGAGAAACAAAAUCCAUUUCUUCUGCUAUGGUCUAGUGAUUCACAUCACGUCUGGUAAUUCAAUCUGUUCUAGACACUCAACUUGACAUGUAUAUAAGCCAACGCAAUGGUUUCCUUGGUUUUGUCCUUAAAAAUGGAUUACAAUUCUUCAACAACCAAAUAAUGGACAUGAUAAUGAUAUUCCUACAGAUCUUAGGGACAUAUCCCUGUGAAUAGGAUGUAUAGCAAUGACAAUUAUUAAUGUAUUAGUGCUUAGUUAAGAAACAACAGACUGUCUGCCAUCAAUCGGAUCAGCCUUCGAUACGCUGCAAGUAAUUUGUUCCUGCCUGAAUUACAAUAGAGUACACUGAGAGGCCUAUUCAACAGAAACUAGUGAGUCAACAAAAAAAUAUAUAUAAUUAUGUGGUGAAUAUCUUAGUUUGUUCUUGUUUCGCACUGUAGACAUUGUUUUGUUGAGUAGCUAUAUGAAUCCAAACCUACUGGCAGUAAAAGCAGUAACAGGACGACAUAAAGACAGACAAAAGUGCAUAAAAAGGAGUAAUUUAUUAGUAUACUUUUACUUAAAUUUUGAGUAAUUUAUUACAUGUACUACUUUAUUAAUCAUGCAUCUUUAUUUCCAGAUAACCUUCCUAAUAUUGUAAGUUUAAGACUGCUGUUUACUGUUGUUAAAUCUUUGAUAGAUUUUAUGAAGCCAUGAUCCUGACCACAUGUCAAUGUGGACACUUUUGUUCAGAAUUGGCAUUAGCACUACUUUGGCUUGGGAGAAUACUUUGGGAAUAAGGGGAUAAUAAUAAUUUAUUGGUGUAUUGACAAUGUUUCUCAUGGGAAUCUGAUGCUUUAUCGAUUGAUGCUCUGACUUGCAGUUUGCACACAAUCUCUCACAGCCUUUAAAACUACUUACUCUGAACUCUGAUACACCUCUUGUUUCUCAACACCUCUCGUUCCGCAAUCCAUGUUUUGAAUAUUUAUGCACUCAACUUUUUUUUCAACCUCUGCCCUAUUGUGUGUGUAUGUGUGUGUCCGUGUGAGUAUGUAUUUUAUCUAUCUUGUUAGAAAUUAUUGUAAAGGUGCCCCUUUUCGGUAUCUUUCUAUCUGGAGUCCACAUGAUGAAAAGUGGGACUUGCACAGUGGCUACAUUUAAAGGCCAGAAUCUCAGGAAUCUUAGAGAAUGGCAUGUGAAUGGCAUGAAUCGCAACUAUACAAACUGCACUGUUGUUCAAGGUCCACAGCAUGUUUACAGAAAAAAAAAUUGCCUUGGAUGUUGUUGACUUUGCUUUUUUAGGGGGAUUUAUUUUGUAAUUUCUGGAUGGUGUCCAAUAUUUUUUUGUACAACUAUGAGGUACCGCUCCUGUGUUCUAACUUAAAAAAAUGUAUUGUUGAAAUAAAAAUCAAUAACUCAU
Molecule: messenger RNA, 4109 nt
Organism: Salmo salar (Atlantic salmon)
Lineage: Eukaryota; Metazoa; Chordata; Actinopteri; Salmoniformes; Salmonidae
Source: RefSeq, a predicted model, not a curated record